Molecule: messenger RNA, 1008 nt
Organism: Dictyostelium purpureum
Lineage: Eukaryota; Evosea; Eumycetozoa; Dictyosteliales; Dictyosteliaceae
Exons: 2
Source: RefSeq, a predicted model, not a curated record
GUACAGUUUUUGGUUCACGGUCAAUUAAUUGACAACUAUAAAAAUCUCCAUCCAUUUCCAAAUCUUUUGGGAAAUAUAGAUCCAGGGUUUAGUUUUUUCCCAAUCGUUGAUAAUUUAAAACUACACAUUCGUUGCUACACUAAUAAACAUAUGCCAAGAUAUGGGGAAUUACUAAUUUUCGAUUCUGGACUCCCAAUGUUUUCAACUGCCUAUGGUAAUGUAAUUCAAAACCUAUUGUCAAAUAAUACAAUGAAUAGAUUUGGUAUUUCGAAUGCUUGCUUUUUUGAUAGGUAUGGAUAUGGUUGGUCUCAACUAUCACCAGAGGCAAUGAGUGCACAAACAUUUGUAAAAAAACUUCGUGCAUCAAUUCAAAGUAUUUCUCUGAUUGCCAAUCAACAAUUUUAUUAUGUCGGAUGGAGCAUGGGUGGACUUUUUGCUCAAACCUAUGCAAUGAUGUAUCCAAAUGACCUAAAAGGUAUUUUAUCAAUUGAUGGUACCGAUAUAGGGGUACUAACCGAUAAAAAAUGGAUAGCUAUUCCGGAUAUUAUCGAUUUUGUUAAUAGAGCCAAAAAGUUCCCAAAUGAACAAUUAAAAGAUUUAUGCAGAAGUGGAACUAUUUCAAUAGAGUAUGGAUGGAUUUCAGAUGAUACACAUCUUCCUAAAAGUUGUAUAGAAAAAUCCCAGGCUAUUUUUACAAAUCCGGAUCAGAAUUACUUGAAUGCAGUAAUCCAAGAACUAACUAAAUUCAUAGAUAAUGCAAAAGAUUUAAAAAAAGCCUACGCAAAUGCAAAAAACCCUUCUCAACCCCUUGGAAAUUUACCGUUGGUUGUAAUUUCAUCAAACCCUGAUACCGAACCCGAUUGGUUUAAAAGACAAAUAAAUUUAACAAAACUUUCAUCAAACUCAAUUCAAUUAAACUGUAAUAAUCACUUAGUACCAUUCAAUCAACCAAAUUUAAUAAUAAAUGCAAUUGAAAUUUUAAUAGCUAAAGCAAAAUUUAAAACAUAA